AGUGCUAUUUUUGGAUGAGCUUCAGAAACUCCUAUGCAGUGACAUGUUCAUACAUCAUUCCCUUCAACUUUAAUGUUGCUCAUGCAAUAAAGAUGGCAGUGAAAUAUUUAAAAAUCGGAAUUGCGCUAUUAAUUAUUUACUGUCUUCAUUUAAGUGAAAACACACAUCUUGAAUGGACAGAACACUCAAGGAAACAUGGUGAACCAUGCGUUAAUCAUGACCAAUGCAUAGACUUUCGAAUGAUUUGCUCUGAAACAGAGUUUGUUUGUCAAUGUGAUCAAUUUCAUGACUGGACAGAGCUUAACGCAUAUACAUCAGAAUGUGUUCCUAAUCCGCAGCGUCUCCGCUCUUUUUUAUCGGAAAACCAUGAAACUAAGGGUGUUGAAGAUAACAAGUCUAUAAAAACAAAAGCUGUUUAACAACAUGACAUACUCAUGGCAGCAUGGAUGAAGGAAAAGAUCCAUCAAAACAAGUAAACACAAGACCUGAAUCAUCAAAUUCUGAAGAAACUCUGAACAAAAUAGCACAACUUGAAGAAAAACUUAAAGCGUUGUAUGAUUUUGGUGAGCAAUCACAAAAAAUUCGAGAAACUCGUAGAAAGUUAAUUGAAAAUCUGAUGAAUUUUACUGGCGCAAAAACAACAAAGUCAACAACCGUAGUAGAAAAACGGGUGAGAUUUUCUGGUGAACAAGACUUUGUUAGGAAAAAAGAAUUGCAGCGAGAGCUAAGUAGACAAGAUUCUUAUCCACAGAUCCUGAACAAGACCAAAUCUGUACGUGAUCUAAUGUUUCAUCUUCAUACUUGGCAUGGAGAGAUAAGAAAAAGAAAGGACCAAAUAGAAAUGUUAAAAACCAAAAGGAUGGGUUAUAGCGAGGAGAAAGCUCAAGAGUUAGAUGAGAAGAUUAAACAACUGGAAAACGAAAAAGAUGAACUGGAUGAAAAAGUACUACAUUUUGUCCUUCAUAACAUUGAUAACAAUAAGGAGGAUUAUAAAGAAUUGAUUACGCACCUGGAGGUAGAAAAUAAAGAGAUGGAAGACAGAAUGGAUUCAUUACAAAAAAGAAUUGCAUUCCUCAGAGAAACCACAACUGCUCUACUGUAUGAAAAUGAACAGUUGAGAAAAGAUCUUCAUCAUUCACCAAGUUCAGCAACAUUAAUUUUGGAGAAAAGGUAUAGAGAGAGCUUAAUGACUGGAGCACGAAAUUUAGAUUCAUUUUCUUGUGAUGUACAUACCACUGCUUCCGAGGAACUAUACUCACUGGAUUUGGAAAAUUAUGAUGAUCUGUCUUCGAUUCAAAGAACUGAGGACUCCUUCGAAUUAGACAAAAAAAUGUCCACGUGGAAAACUGAUGAUGAGUCUCUGCAGAAAUGCCUCAGAAGAUUGUCAGGAGAUCAACAUGACAUGAAAGUAAUACACAUGAAACUGACCAUGGUGAAGCAAUAUGUUCAGGUACAUGGUACUAAAAGUAUCAACAAGUAUACAUUUAUAGACAAUUCUAAUCCAAAACUAUCUCUUCCCAGGUGAACACUACAACUUCUUGAUAUUUCUGUACAUAAAUUUAAAUAGCUAUUUUGAGUUCUUUUCCAAUUAAAAUUAAAGUGACUUAUGAUUUGUAUAA
Molecule: messenger RNA, 1619 nt
Organism: Homalodisca vitripennis (glassy-winged sharpshooter)
Lineage: Eukaryota; Metazoa; Arthropoda; Insecta; Hemiptera; Cicadellidae
Product: myosin-7-like
Exons: 6
Coding region: 443-1525 (360 amino acids)
Source: RefSeq, a predicted model, not a curated record